ACGUUGCCCUACUGGGGAAGUUCCCAGGACUACAACACCCAGAAGGCUGCGCGCCGCCCGCCGCGUGCUUGCGUAGGGGCGGUGCCUACGGCGGCUGUUCAGGGUCGGAGCUGGCGGGAAGAUGGCGACCGAGCACCCAGAGCCGCCGAAGGGGGAGCUGCCGCUGCCGGCCUACGGGGCCUGGGCGCCCGCCGAGCUGCAAGCGAAGUUGGCCGAGAUCGGGGCCCCGGUGCAAGGCAGCCGUGAGGAGCUGGUGGAGAGGCUGCAGACAUACACGCUGCAGACUGGCAUCGUGCUGAGCAGGCCGUCUCUUAGGGGAGAUGAUGGUGACAAGCCCACCCCACCCCCGAUACCUGGACAGCUCCCUGGGAUCCCCUUGCCCCCUCCCCCCAUGGGGAUGCCACCCAUGCAGCCCCCGCCACCCCCUCCUCCUCCCCCUGGCAUCAGUCUCAACUUCCCCAUGGGCGUGGGGCCCCCUCCGCCGCCCCCAGGCAUGGGCCCCCCCCUCCGCAUGCAGAGCGUGGACCCCUCGGCUCUGUCAGAGGAAGAUCGUCUGAAGCUGGCGCAGCAGCAGGCAGCCAUGCUAAUGCAGCAGGAAGAGAGGGCUAAGCAGGCUGCAGUCUUACUAGAACAGGAGAGACAGAAAGAGAUGGCCAAGCUGGCCCCCCCGGUGCCCAGACCCCCUCUGGAUGUGGGGCCUGUCAGACCCAUAGGACCAAGGCCCCCAAUGGUGCCACGAGGUAGUGCCCCUGUAGGACCCCCACUGCCUGGAGUUCCUAUUGGUCCCCCUGGCCCAAGGCCGCGGGGGCCACCACCGCCUCCUGGGGAAGAAGGCCGAGAGACAGACGAUUCCACUGUUGGCCCCAAGAUCCCUCAGGCCCUGGAGAAGAUCCUGCAACUCAAGGAGAUCCGGCAGGAGGAGCUCAUAACUGUGCCUGGCACCACAGAUGAUGAUAUGGAGACAGAUUUGAAGGCAUUGAUCAGUAUCUCUGCUUCCGAGACAGAGGAAGACAUGGCUCUAUCAAAGAAAGAGAGGAACCGUAAGCGCCGUAACCGGAAGAAGAAGAAGAAGGCACGUGUGGCAGCAGAGGGCAAAGGGGAGAAGGAAUCUCCACGCACUGAGCCCAAAGACAGCGAGUCAGUGGUGGAGAUUGAGUAUGUCACUGAGGAGCCGGAGAUCUAUGACCCCAACUUCAUCUUCUUCAAGAGGAUCUUCGAUGCCUUCAAGCUGACGGAUGAUGUAAAGAAAGAUAAAGAGAAGGAACCUGACAAGGCAGACAAGCCAGAGAGCGCAGCUGCACCCAAGAAGAAGGGCUUCGAGGAGGACCGGAAGGGCAGCGAUGAUGACAGUUCUGAUGAUGAACAGGAGAAGAAACCUGAGGCCCCCAAACUGUCUAAGAAGAAGCUGAGACGUAUGAAUCGUUUCACGGUGGCAGAGCUCAAACAGCUUGUGGCGCGUCCGGACGUGGUGGAGAUGCAUGAUGUGACCGCCCAGGACCCCAAGCUGCUGGUUCACCUCAAGGCCACCCGCAACUCGGUGCCUGUGCCCCGGCACUGGUGCUUCAAGCGCAAGUACUUGCAGGGCAAGCGGGGCAUUGAGAAGCCGCCUUUCGAGCUGCCUGACUUCAUCAAGCGCACAGGCAUCCAGGAGAUGCGAGAGGCGCUGCAGGAAAAGGAGGAGCAGAAGACAAUGAAGUCAAAGAUGCGGGAGAAGGUUCGCCCCAAGAUGGGCAAGAUCGACAUUGACUACCAGAAGCUGCAUGACGCCUUCUUCAAGUGGCAGACCAAGCCCAAGCUCACCAUCCAUGGAGACCUCUACUAUGAGGGCAAGGAGUUUGAGACGCGGUUGAAAGAGAAGAAGCCGGGGGACCUGUCAGAUGAACUGCGUAUUGCCUUGGGGAUGCCCGUUGGCCCGAAUGCCCACAAAGUGCCACCCCCAUGGCUGAUUGCCAUGCAGCGCUAUGGCCCACCCCCCUCCUACCCUAACCUGAAGAUCCCGGGCCUCAAUUCACCCAUCCCAGAGGGCUGCUCGUUCGGGUACCAUGCCGGGGGCUGGGGGAAGCCUCCUGUUGAUGAGACUGGGAAGCCCCUGUAUGGAGACGUCUUUGGGACCAAUGCUUCUGAGUUCCAGACCAAGGCAGAAGAGGAGGAAAUCGACCGGACACCCUGGGGGGAGCUGGAGCCAUCAGACGAGGAAUCCUCAGAGGAGGAAGAGGAGGAGGAGAGUGAUGAGGAGAAGCCAGAUGAGACGGGCUUCAUCACCCCAGCUGACAGUGGCCUGAUCACGCCAGGCGGCUUCUCCUCUGUCCCUGCCGGCAUGGAGACUCCCGAGCUCAUUGAGCUGAGGAAGAAGAAGAUAGAGGAGGCCAUGGAUGGCAGCGAGACGCCCCAGCUCUUCACAGUGCUGCCAGAGAAGCGAACAGCCACAGUUGGGGGCGCUAUGAUGGGUUCCACUCACAUCUAUGACAUGUCCACGGUGAUGAGCCGGAAGGGGCCAGUGCCAGAAAUCCAGGGAGUGGAGGUGGCGCUGGCUCCUGAGGAGUUGGAGCUUGACCCGAUGGCCAUGACCCAGAAGUACGAAGAGCACGUGCGGGAGCAGCAGGCCCAGGUGGAGAAGGAGGACUUCAGUGACAUGGUGGCUGAGCAUGCAGCUAAGCAGAAGCAGAAGAAGCGGAAAGCACAGCCCCAGGACACGCGUGGGGGUGGCAAGAAGUACAAAGAGUUCAAGUUCUAGCCCCAUCCCUUCUGUUUUUAACCCACUUGUUCCUGUUCUGUAGGGAGAACUGCACUCCCUGCUGCUCAGCCCCCUCCAAUUGUUUUGUGUUUUUUUUUUGUAAAUAAAAUCCAGAGUGCUGGGGCAAUGGCCCUGCCUGGGCUCUGUCUCA
Molecule: messenger RNA, 2885 nt
Organism: Chelonia mydas (Green sea turtle)
Lineage: Eukaryota; Metazoa; Chordata; Testudines; Cheloniidae
Gene: SF3B2
Product: splicing factor 3b subunit 2
Exons: 21
Coding region: 122-2734 (870 amino acids)
Biological process (GO): mRNA splicing, via spliceosome
Cellular component (GO): precatalytic spliceosome; U2-type spliceosomal complex; nucleus
Source: RefSeq, a predicted model, not a curated record